AUGGGAAACACGGUGUCAGCGGCAGAAAAGGUUGCUUCCAACAUCGUGCCCAGCACGCUGACGAAGGGUGAAGAAGCGACAUUACCAAAAGGACACCCGCCUCUCGGCGAUAAAUCAGCUAUGGGCGGUAAUCCACCACCCGAAUGUCCGAUGCAUCAAAAACAGCAACCCAAAGAACAACCAGUGCUGGUAUCGGAAUGCCCUGUCAAGCACGAUGGAGCUGAUGUAAAUCCGCUUAAUAUGAUGCCACCCGCGAAUCAAAACCCAGCUCCUGGACAACCGUUCCCACUUCCUACGGACCGUCAAACUUCGUCUAUUCCAAAGGCAACCGCCGACGGAAAGCAGGAGUUCUGGUUGUACCCAAGUCAGCAAAUGUUCUGGAACGCAAUGCUGCGCAAAGGAUGGCGCUGGGAAAAGGACGACCUCGCACCCAAAGAUAUGGAUGACAUUAUAAAGAUUCACAAUGCCAACAACGAACAAGCUUGGCAGGAGGUACUUAAAUGGGAAGCGCUGCAUGCUCGCGAAUGUGGCAACCCACGCUUGAAGAGCUUCGGUGGAAAGGCAACAGAUUUCAGCCCGCGGGCGAAAAUUCGCAACAUGAUGGGAUACGAGCUGCCUUUCGAUCGACACGAUUGGAUCAUCGAUCGUUGUGGCAAGGAUGUGCGCUACGUUAUCGACUACUACGACGGUGGAAUGGUUGACGAGAAGUACAAAUUUGCACUGUUGGAUGUCAGACCCGCCAUGGACUCGUUUGAAAACAUUUGGGACCGUAUGAAGGUAGCGUACAUGCGAUGGAAGUUUGAGCUGGAAGAUAAGUUAAAGGAGUUGACAAAUUAA
Molecule: messenger RNA, 837 nt
Organism: Anopheles marshallii
Lineage: Eukaryota; Metazoa; Arthropoda; Insecta; Diptera; Culicidae
Gene: Cchl
Product: holocytochrome c-type synthase
Exons: 1
Coding region: 1-837 (278 amino acids)
Biological process (GO): cytochrome c-heme linkage
Cellular component (GO): mitochondrion
Molecular function (GO): holocytochrome-c synthase activity
Source: RefSeq, a predicted model, not a curated record